AUGAGCUCGAACGCCCCGUCGACCGACUCGACCGCCUUGACGUGCGCGGCGCCGAUCUUCGGGAAGGAGUGCGCAGGCGUGAACAAGGCCUUCCUUGUCUGCAAGAGCAAGGACGAGAACCCCCGCGCGUGCUUGAUCCCGGGCGAAGCCGUCACCACGUGCGUGCUCAAGACGCUCCGCACGCUUGAGACCCACUGCGGGCCGUCGUACACGGC
This is a messenger RNA of Saprolegnia parasitica CBS 223.65, 215 nucleotides long. RefSeq lists its product as hypothetical. The record is from RefSeq and is a predicted model, not a curated record. The annotation marks the transcript as partial. NCBI's taxonomy places the organism in Eukaryota, Oomycota, Saprolegniomycetes, Saprolegniales, Saprolegniaceae. The transcript has a single exon. Gene Ontology annotation, biological process: mitochondrial electron transport, NADH to ubiquinone.